Hemibagrus wyckioides is the source of this 4465-nucleotide messenger RNA. It is a transcript of the gene b3gat1a, whose product is annotated as beta-1,3-glucuronyltransferase 1 (glucuronosyltransferase P) a. Gene Ontology annotation, biological process: carbohydrate metabolic process; chondroitin sulfate proteoglycan biosynthetic process. The transcript has 10 exons. The coding region runs from base 1019 to 2101 and encodes 360 amino acids. The record is from RefSeq and is a predicted model, not a curated record. Gene Ontology annotation, cellular component: Golgi membrane. NCBI's taxonomy places the organism in Eukaryota, Metazoa, Chordata, Actinopteri, Siluriformes, Bagridae. Gene Ontology annotation, molecular function: galactosylgalactosylxylosylprotein 3-beta-glucuronosyltransferase activity.
UUUCUCAUUUCUUUGCGACAGCCCACCCUGCUACAAGCUGUAAUGGUACAGGCCAUUAGCAAGACCAUCUCAACUGGAGGAGGGGGGCCCCUCAGCCUCAGCGAGGAGGCGACUUUGGAUCCACAUAAACACAUUCGCAGAUGUCUCUCCAUGCGUUCUGACAGCCUGCCUCCGCCGCAGCCAUCUCACUAAUCAGAGAGCGAGAAAAAAGGACAGAGAGGGCAAGCAUCACCCCGUCGUGCCUGCUUCUUGCCUACAUCUCUUCUUCAUUAGUCUUUAGCCGUGAGAGGCGGGGAGAGAAAGAGAGUGUGGUGUAUGCCAGAAGAGGACAGCAGGAAAAUACGCCGGUAGGGUCCAUCCUCAAGCAUCAGAUUAUUGAAUCCUGCUUUCCUCAACGCUGGACCCUGAACAUUCACAGCAGGAGAGAAAUAAGGACAUGAUUAGAAUGCAGUCUGCAAUUUGAAAGGAAACAAAGGGAGGGAAGAAAAACAAGCUGGCAAAAGAGAAGAUGGUUUGAAUGAAUGAAACAGCAUGUGGAAGGAAUAGAGCUGCCUGAACAAGCCCUCAAAAGCCUUGUGAAGACAUAUACAGAGAGGGAAAGAGAGAGAGAGCGAGAGAGAGAGAGAGACUGUCAAGAAGACCAAUUAAGCCGCCUGCUCUGAGGACGUGACUAGACACGUGGUGCGCAUCCCAGCGGUUCCCGGGGACGGAUUUUCAAUCUCUCUCUCGCUCCCCCUCUCUCUCUCUCUCUUUCUCUAUCACAUCUCCCUCCUUUAACCCCCCCCCCCUGUAAAGAUGUGUUAGGAUUAAGCUUUGGGAUUACCGAAAGUGUGCACAACAUCUGUGGGAGGAGGAACACGCCGUCGAUCGUUCUGUUCUCUGCUAUAUAAGAUGACCUGGGCAGUGAUGGCCCGGUGUGAGAUCUCUAACAAGCGGCUUUUGCAGCUGCGUGUCCAACACACAUCUGCCCAUUGCUUAUAACCACGGGUAAUGACCAGGCACAGAAUCAACCCUGGAGAUGCCGAAGAGAAGAGACAUUCUUGCCAUCGUGUUAAUCGUGUUACCUUGGACUUUGCUCAUCACUGUGUGGCACCAGAGCGCCAUCGCCCCCCUGCUCGCCAUCCGAAAGGCUUGUCACCAUCUAGUUAAAGAGAUCUUUAUCAUACCCGAGCGGCUAAUGGUCCAACGGCAUCGCCUGUCAGAUGAUGGAACUGGUGAAGGCAGACGCGAUGCAGGAAGCCAAACAAGCGACUCGAAGGAGUUCUGCUCCUCUGAUAAGGACAUAGUGGAGGUGGUGCGCACUGAGUACGUGUACACGCGGCCACCUCCGUGGUCCGACGCCCUGCCCACCAUCCAUGUCAUCACACCAACCUACAGCCGGCCAGUGCAGAAAGCUGAGCUCACUCGUCUCGCCAACACCUUCCUGCAUGUCCCCAACCUGCACUGGAUCCUGGUAGAGGAUGCACAGAGGAGGACGCCGCUGGUCACGCGUCUGCUGAGGGAGACCGGCCUGAACUACACGCAUCUAAACGUUGAGACGCCUCGGAACUACAAGCUGCGAGGAGAUGCACGAGAUCCCAGGAUCCCACGGGGAACCAUGCAGAGGAACUUGGCUCUCCGGUGGUUAAGGGAGACCUUCAGCCCCAACAGCACUCAGUCAGGCAUCGUCUACUUCGCUGAUGAUGAUAACACCUACAGCUUGGAGCUCUUCGAAGAGAUGCGAUCCACGCGUAAGGUGUCUGUCUGGCCCGUAGCUUUUGUCGGAGGUUUGCGCUACGAGUCCCCCAAAGUCAACGCUGCUGGCAAAGUGUACGGAUGGAAAACAGUGUUUGAUCCUCACCGGCCUUUUGCUAUUGACAUGGCAGGGUUCGCCAUCAACUUGCGGCUCAUCCUGUUCAAACCUCAAGCCUAUUUCAAACUACGGGGGGUCAAGGGGGGCUACCAGGAGAGCAGCCUGCUCCGAGAACUCGUCACUCUCAACGAUCUGGAACCGAAAGCUGCUAAUUGCACUAAGAUUCUCGUGUGGCACACAAGGACGGAAAAACCUGUCCUGGUGAACGAAGGGAAGAAAGGCUUCACAGAUCCAAACGUGGAAAUCUGACAUCCUUUUCAACAAUGGCACUUUGGAUAAUUCAAGGCUCGACAGGAACAAAGAGGCAGCAUCUAACCUUCAGACAUGAUUUCUUGUUGCUGCUCAGUGCAGUGACUUCCACAACUGUAUCUUUCAAAGCACAGAACGGUUCAACGCGGCAAUAUCUCACGGUUAUUUUGUAUGUAAAGCUGUUCGUGAUUGCAACAAAGACAGGAAGCGGAACGGCGACGCAUUUUUUCCCCAACACACACACACACAGAAAAAUGAUGCGACGUCCCUGACUCAGGAGUGUAUUCAUGGAAAAAAGACACACUGGAUCGGUGUAUAACCCUGCUGAACAAUGAACGACGGAGGACGAAUCAUCUCAAUCUGCUUGAUCGGUAAAUAAAUAAUCAAACUCGCAGACGGAACUCUUUCCAGAGCCUACAUAGAAGGGAAUGUGUUCUUCUUUUUUUGUUGUUGUUUUUCUUUCUUUCAAACUUAACACGAUGUCUUCUUUGCGUUUCACGUCCGUUGCGUUCAUUUCUCUUGCUAGUUCGGAACUACUGACUUGUUGUUUUCUGCUUGACUAAAAUACAGGUUCUCAAAGUGUUUUCCAGGAGCGUCACUGCUAUAUUUACUGACAUCCCGAACCUAGCAGCCGUGUUGGAUUCCACAGUGAGUGACCAUAUAGCACUAUUCUUAUGACUAGAAUACGAAUCGCACUUUUUUUUCUUUUUUGUUUCGGGGAGUGGUUGGCUGUUAUAGUAUUGUAAAUAUGAAACUUUACACACAAACGAUCUUUCAAAACGAGCUAGCGUUAAACCCGAACAAAGCAAUGUAACUACUGUAUUUAUAACUGAGUAUAUAGUGAGAUUAAAGACAUCCGACGGAAAGCCUUUGCACAUGUUCAGUGAAGGCGUUGCGUUAAAACAGGGUGGAAGAAAAAAAAAAAGAAAUCACUUCAUCGUAAGCCGGAUUUCGUGUGUCACGACAUAAGCCAUGGAAUUUUUUUCAGAGGAGACCUCUCAGGCGAAGAUGAGAUGCAAAGCUAAUAUUAGCCCAGUGGCAGCUUUGGGGGUGGGGGGGUCUGCAAUAAAACCUUCGUAGUAUUGGGGAGAUUCUCAUAUAAAGCACGUCUCCUUGGUAUGGUUUAUCAUUUUUAAACGGUUGGUUUUCUGCUAUUAAAAUGAGAAAGGACGCCAUAAGUGAUGUCAGUUUUGUUCCACAGCCACCAUAAACGCCGGAUAACAGAGCGGCGAAACAAACGGAAAACAUCAGUGCGUUUUAGCGUUCGUAACGCUAUCAGCGGUGCCUUCGGGGUAAAACAAAACAAAAGGCUUAAUCUUACCUGCAUGCCACAGAAGCUUCUCCUUUUUACGGGUAGAAAUGAGUCCCUGUGCACAAUUUCUCACUGCUAUCGACGGUACUCGGCUAAAUAUAGCUAAUCAAGCACAAGAUCCUGACCUUGUAAAAAAAAAAAAAAAAGAAAAAGAAAAGAAAAAAUUGCUAUCAUCUUGUAUACAUAAUUCCUUCUCGACACGGUUCUUUUCACCGACGCUCGUUUCCGUGUUAUCGUUUAUCAUUUUCACAGUUUAGUGAUCAGUUACCUUGCUAGCGCUUCAUGUUUUAUAUUAGACGUUAAUGAAUAGCUAAUAAGUGGAUAAGUAGGGGAAUACAGCACUUAUUUGGGAACAUUAACGAGACGUUGAGUAGCUGUGCCUGGUUUAUUUUUCUUUCCAGACCCACUUGACACGAUUAAUCAUUUGACUUCAGACUCCGAUGAUAAUUAAGGCCUAUUAGUGUUUUUUUUUUUAUCCGUUUAUUUAUUUUCUUUUCUUCAUUCUAGUAAGUCUUCAUUCAAGAGGGCGGCUUCCUGUUCAUCAAAACUAUCUUUCAGGAAAUGUGACCGUUUGAAUAUGACUGAAAGUUAUAUGAAUAUCCUGUGUACAUCGGUUUCACAUUUCCUUUAAUACACUGUUUUGGCAUUUCUCAUCAAGUUUACUGACAUUUUACAUUUGACUCCAGAGCAAAAAUGAUGAUAUCAGGAGGAAAUAUUUCUCAUUAUGAGAUUAGAAGGAUAAAUCCUAAUCAUGAAGCAUCUGAUUUGACGGCUUUCUGGAAGUAGAAAGGAAGGAAGGAAAGAAGGAAGGAAGGAAGGAAGGAAGGAAGGAAGGAAGGAAGGAAGGAAGGAAGGAAGGAAAGAAAGAAAGAAAGAAAGAAGGAAGGAAGGAAGGAAGGAAGGAAGGAAGGAAAAAAGGAAGGUACACCACCACAUCUACCAACAGAACAAGACAAAUUUCUAUACAAAAUUAGUACAAAUCUCAUGAGAAAUAUUAAAUAAGUUUAAUAAUAUUUAAGAUAUUUUUCACUGGUUAUGACUAAACGUUGCAA